Messenger RNA from Schistocerca nitens (vagrant locust), 2067 nucleotides. RefSeq lists its product as uncharacterized. Lineage: Eukaryota; Metazoa; Arthropoda; Insecta; Orthoptera; Acrididae. Bases 1 to 2067 code for a protein of 688 amino acids. The record is from RefSeq and is a predicted model, not a curated record. The transcript has a single exon.
AUGCAGGGAUCACCUACAUACCCUCAGCCCGCAGGAUCCAGCUUUAUUAAGGGAUCACUUACAUGCACUCACCCCACAGGAUCCAGCUGUAUGCAGGGAUCACCCACAUGCCCUCACCCCACAGGAUCCAGCUGUAUGCAGGGAUCACCUACAUGCCCUCACCCCACAGGAUCCAGCUCUAUAAAGGGACCACUUACAUGCCCUCACCCCGCAGGAUCCUGCUCUAUGCAGGGAUCACCUACAUGCCCUCACCCCACAGGAACCAGCUCUAUAAAGGGAUCACCUACAUGCCCUCACCCCACAGGAUCCAGCUCUAUGCAGGGAUCACUUACAUGCCCUCACCUCACAGGAUCCAGCUCUUUGCAGGGAUCAGCUAUAUGCCCUCACCCCACAGGAUCCAGCUCUAUAAAGGCAUCACUUACAUGCCCUCACCCCACAGUGUCCAGCUCUAUGCACGGAUCACCUACAUGCCCUCACACCACAGGAUCCAGCUCUAUGCAGGGAUCACCUACAUGCCCUCACCCCACAGGAUCCAGCACUAAAAAGGGAUCACUUACAUGCCCUCACCCCACAGGAUCCAGCUAUAUACAGGGAUCACCUACAUGCCCUCACCCCACAGGAUCCAGCUCUAUAAAGGGAUCACUUGCAUGCCCUCACCCCACAGGAUCCAGCUCUAUGCAGGGAUCACCUACUUGCCCUCACCCCAAAGGAUCCAGCUCUAUGCAGGGAUCACCUACAUGCACUCUCCCCACAGGAUCCAGCUCUAUAAAGGGAUCACUUACAUGCCCCCACCCCACAGGAAGCAGCUCUAUACAGGGAUCACCUACAUGUCCUUACCCCACAGGAUCCAGCUCUAUAAAGGGACCACCUACAUGCCCUCACCCCACAGGAUCCAGCUCUAUAAAGGGAUCACUUACAUGCCCUCACCCCACACGAUCCAGCUCCAUGCAGGGAUCACCCACAUGCCCUCACCCCACAGGAUCCAGCUCUAUAAAGGGAUCACUUACAUGCCCUCACCCCACAGGAUCCAGCUCUAUGCAGGGAUCACCUACAUGCAUUCACCCCACAGGAUCCAGCUCUGUGCAGGGAUCACCUACAUGCCCUCACCCCACAGGAUCCAGCAUUAUACAGGGAUCACCUACAUGCCCACACCCCACAGGAUCCAGCUCUAUAAAUGGAUCACUUGCAUGCCCUCACCCCACAGGAUACAGCUCUAUGCAGGGAUCACCUACAUGCCCUCACCCCACAGGAUCCAGCUCUAUGCAGGGAUCACCUACAUGCCCUCACCCCACAGGAUCCAGCUCUAUAAAGGGAUCACUUACAUGUCCUCACCCCACAGGAUCCAACUCUAUACAGGGAUCACCUACAUGUCCUCACCCCACAGGAUCCAGCUCUAUAAAGGGAGCACCUACAUGCCCUCACCCCACAGGAUCAAGCUCUAUAAUGGGAUCACUUACAUGCCCUCACCCCACACGAUCCAGCUCUAUGCAGGGAUCACCCACAUGCCCUCACCCCACAGGAACCAGCUCUAUAAAGGGAUCACUUACAUGCCCUCACCCCACAGGAUCCAGCUCUAUGCAGGGAUCACCUACAUGCCCUCACCCCACAGGAUCCAGCUCUAUAAAGGGAUCACUUACAUGCCCUCACCCCACAGGAUCCAGCUCUAUGCAGGGAUCACCUACAUGCCAUCACCCCACAGGAUCCAGCUUUAUUAAGGGAUCACUUACAUGCACUCACCCCACAGGAUCCAGCUGUAUGCAGGGAUCACCAACAUGCCCUCACCCCCCAGGAUCCAGCUCUAUGCAGGGAUCACCUACAUGCCCUCACCCCACAGUUUCCAGCUCUAUGCAGGGAUCACCUACAUACCCUCACCCCACAGGAUCCAGCUCUAUAAAGGGAUCACUUACACGCCCUCACCCCACACGAUCCAGCUCUAUACAGGGACCACCUACAUGCCCUCACCCCACAGGAUCCAGCUCUAUGCAGGGAUCACGUACAUGCCCUCACCCCACAGGAUCCAGCUCUAUGCAGGGAUCACCUACAUGCCCUCACCCCACAGGAUCCUGA